GCUGCACGCGGGCACUGGAAGUGCGCCUGCGCGUUUGUAUUUGCGCGUGGGCAACGCGGAAGGUCUGUUAUUUGUGUGCCCCGGCUCGGGUGUGAGGUGAAAUUUUCGUUUCUCUCGUCUCCUCUGUGUGUGGUCAAGCAGGAGGGGAACAGACCCAAGAGGAGGCUUGAAGUCAAAGGACAGUGGCCUCGAGGGCUGGCCUGGCCGCCCUGGCUUCCCGCCGGUGCUGCGGGGCGGCGGCCCCUCCUCCGAGAGCUCGGACCCACUGAGCCCGCCGGCCCGGCCUACUCUCCAGCCGCGUUGCUCCCGAUUUCACAAGCCUCCAGAGCAGCCUUUGGGUCCUUCCUCCACAAGGAAAAGAAAUAGCAUCUCCGUCCUUCUCGACUCCCCGGGUCCCGGUGAGCUCUCGGUGGCUUUACUCCGGCCGUGGUUGUCGAUCAUUGAAGUUUGGCUUUCUCGGGAAUUUUUCUGUCUUUAUGAAGAGAAGUCAGAAGGGGAAAGGACUGUGACUGGAUGUCUGACAAAUUAUUUUCAAGUGAUCAAAUUGGGAGAUUUGUCUCAAUACCAGAAGGUCAGCACCUCAGUGGAAUAUUUUGAAUGGGAAAAAAUCCAACGUGGUAGACAUGGUCUUCAUGCUCAGAACCCUGCCAAGCCAGGGGGGAGACAGACAAAAGAAAGAAUGGCUGCAGGAUUUCUGACAACCUGGUCACAGGACUUGGUGACAUUCAAGGAAGUGUCAGUGGAAUUCUCACAGGAGGAGUGGGCCCUGCUGGCCCCCACUCAGAAAGUCCUGUACAGAGAUGUAAUGUUGGAGAACUUUAGGAACCUGGCCUUAGUGGGGUAUCAUCUCUGCAAACACAGUCCAAUCACUGAGGUGGCACAGGAAGAGCUGAGGCCAGAGGAGAGAGGAAUUCUCCAAAAUGCUUGUACAGAUGGGGUUACUCAGCUUGAAUCAAAAGAUGUAAUUCUCAUGCAGAAUGUUCCUGGAAAAAAAACUGCCAAUGGCAUAAAAAUGGUGAGAUUCACUAGAAAUGAUUCCUGUUUUUUAAGACUGGGAGAUCUCUGUGAAUUUCAAGGAAUUAAAACAGCAGCAGCACCCAAGCAAGAGGAGACACUUCAGGCACCAACCCACCCUGGUGAGAACCCAUUGGAAUGUAAUCACUGUAGAAAAUUCUUCAGAAAGAAUUAUCACCUUAUUCGUACAAGAUAUUGCAAGGGCGAGAAAUGCUACAAAUAUAAAGAAUAUGGGAAAGACUUCGGCUAUCCCUCAGCUCUUAGGAGUCAUUUGAGUACUCACAUUGGAGAGAAAAUUCUUAAAUUCCGUGAUUGUGGAAAAACUUUUAAUCAGUCAUCCCUUAGGAAACACUGCAGAACUCUCACAAGAGAAAAAUCUGAGUGUAAUCAACAUCUUAUGUCCUUCAAAUUACACUCUUCCUUCUCAGUACAUGAACAAAUACCUGCUGAAGAGAAACUCCAUGAAUGCAGUGACUGUGGAAAAAGAUCUUCCCAUAGUGUCCACAAAAAAAUGUGUACUGUGAAAGAAAGCUCAAAAUGUAAUGGACAUGGGAAAGUUUUCCCUGGCCCCUUGUCCCUUCAGAUAUGUAUGAGACCUCACACUGGAGAGAAAGCUUAUGAAUGUAGGGACUAUGGGAAAGCCUUUGUUUUUCAAUCUUCCCUUAAGAAACACGUAAGAUCACACACUGGAGAGAAACCUUAUGAGUGUAAUCACUGCAGAAAAUCCUUCAGCCAGAGCUCUCAUCUUAACGUUCACAAAAGAAUUCACACUGGAGAGAAACCUGACUGUAAGGAAUGUGGCAAGGCUUUUACUGUUCUUUCAUCCCUUCAGAAACAUAUGAGAACCCAUACUGGAGAGAAACCCUAUGAAUGCAGUGACUGUGGGAAAGCCUUUAUUGAUCAGUCAUCCCUUAAGAAACAUACCCGAUCUCACACUGGAGAGAAACCUUAUGAGUGUAAUCACUGUGGAAAUUCCUUCAGCACAAGCUCUUAUCUCACUGUGCACAAGAGAGCUCACACUGGAGAGAAAACCUAUGCAUGUAAAGAAUGUGGGAAGGCCUUUAGGAAUUCCUCUUGCCUAAGAGUGCAUAUGAGAACUCAAGGGGAGAAGCCUUAUAAAUGUAUCCAGUGUGGAAAAGCAUUCAGCACUAGCACUAACCUUAUCAUGCACAAGCGAAUACACACUGGACAGAAACUCUGUGAAUGAAAUGACUACAAGCUAGCCUUAAGGGCCCCUUCCCACCUCCGUCAUUUUCGAAUACACUCUGGAGAGAAACCAUAUUAUGACCAAUUUAGAAAGCCAUCAGGUACAACUCUUGAGUUACAUUAUAGUGGGACAAACGUUGUAAAUGUUAUGGUUCUGUGAUUAUAUUUAUCAGUAUUUAAAGUGUGAUGACUCACUAGCUGAUGAGUAUUAAAGAUUAUAUAGCACUCUAAAUUCCCCUUUAUCAGAAAAAAAAAAAUUUACCACAUUUUAAAAAUAAAUAAAUAAAUAAGUUCCCCUUUAUCUACAUCACAAAGGUUUUGUUGGGGUUUUUUUUUUAGUAUUUAUUUAUGUAUUUAUUUGGCUACAACAAGUCUUAAUUGCGACAUGUAGGAUCCUCAGUCUUCACUGUGGCAUACAAGAUCUUUAGUCACAACAUACAGGAUCUAGUUCCCUGACCAGGAAUUGAACCUAGGUAGGCCCUCUGCAUCGGAAGUGUGGAGUCUUAGCCACAGGACCACAAGGGAAGUCACUCACUAAAGUUUAGGUGUGUAAUGUUUUUAUUAUAAGUAAGUACUAAGUAUUGUGCACUUCUCAUCAAGAUAUCUUGGACUGAACUAUAGCUUAUUUAGAAAUACAUAUUUUAAUGUGCAGACUGGGCAUAUUUUAGUUAUCUUUCAGUUAUAGAUUUCUAAUUGAAUUGCAUUUUCCACAGGAUGCCUGAUCUUCAUGACAUAGAUUCAAUAGCAUAUGAACAAAAUUAUUAGAGACUUGCUAUGUGGCCUAAUGUGUGAGAUACAAGAAGUUCCUGUCCCAACAUCCAUUUCUACCUUGCUUCCUCUAAGUAACAGAACUACAGUUGUGUUAAAUUAGCAGUGUAGAUAAUUUCUGAGGACUCAUCUCCCAGCUUUCCUUGCUGCUGUGAGUGCCCAUGAGCUCACAGUCUUGGUCUGUGAGAAAGAAGCAAGAGGUCACUGCUUGUGGAUUCUAAAGAAUUCCAUAGAAAUGGGAGCAUGGCAUCUGGCAUUUUCACUUUACCAUCUGCCCUAGGGUUUAUCUCUUUUUUCUUAGAGAAUAGACCAAUAAGAUGACAUUCAUAGACUACUGAUUAUAUAAUAGACACGUAAGGUAUUUUUUGGCUGUAUAUAAGCAACUAUGAGUUGCUUGUUUCUAAACUUUAUGUAACAUGAGAAAAAUAAAUUCCUAACUGGUU
Molecule: messenger RNA, 3431 nt
Organism: Capra hircus (goat)
Lineage: Eukaryota; Metazoa; Chordata; Mammalia; Artiodactyla; Bovidae
Gene: ZNF177
Product: zinc finger protein 177
Biological process (GO): negative regulation of transcription by RNA polymerase II
Molecular function (GO): DNA-binding transcription repressor activity, RNA polymerase II-specific
Source: RefSeq, a predicted model, not a curated record